AAGGUAAUAAUGAAUAUGGAUGGACACACUAUGAUAUGACAACAAUGUUCAGCAAUGGUGACAACUGCAAAGACAAGUUUUAUGGGAGCUCUGUGGUAGGUGUCGAGGUUGAGUCCAUAACAACAAUGUUCGGCAAUGGUGUGGUGUCUCUUCCCAGUUUUGAUUUGGUAGUGAAACCAAGGUUGAUGAUGAAGGCAACUCCGCCACCAGUUCUACCUACCUACCAUGAGAAGCAAACCAAGUUUCCAUACAACCCAAGGUCACUUGUCCUCUGCAAUUUCCUCAUCAGUUGAGCUAACGAGGGAAGAAGCAGGUUGAGAGUGGUUGUGCCCACCCUUCUGAAUACUCCACAUACCUUGGGCUCCCAUGCCAUGUCCAUUAAGAUGGUUCCUGCUCUCUCUCUCUCUCCCUCCCUCCAUGCCAAUGCUCCACUGCAGCAAGCAUGGAGUGGAGUGUGAUCCAGAGGAAGGUCGGCCCUCUGCUGUGGCUACUGGUCGUCUCCACCAUCCUUGCCCUCUUCAUCAUGCAUUCAUCCUCCACUUUCAGCAUCAGUAUCAAAGCUGUUCUCACCCAAAGCCCUCUCGUCACCACCAGUGAUGUCUCAAACCAAAGCCCUUCUCUCCCUGCUAACACCAGCGGUGUGACGCCAGUGCACAACAGUUCUUCCUCCCCACAACUCUCCGCUGAUGGCAACGAAGAGCAAUGCGACACAUCGAAGGGCAAGUGGGUGAAAGAAGCAGGAGCAUCGAUCUACACCAACCUGACAUGCCCGACGUACCCUGAUAUCAAUAACUGCGGCAAGUAUGGCAAGGAUCAGAGCUAUUUGUAUUGGAGAUGGCAACCGGAUAGUUGCGACAUACCGAGGUUUGAGCCCGAGACGUUCUUGAACAUAGUUAGAGGGAAGAAGAUGGCCUUCAUCGGAGACUCCCUGGCCCGGAAUCAGAUCGAUUCUUUGCUAUGCCUCCUGUCUCAGGCAGAGACCCCAAGGGAAGUUUCCAGGGAUUCAGGUGGGAAAUACGUGACAUGGUACUUCCCACCGCAUGAUUUCACCCUCAUGGUCAUGUGGACAGAGUAUUUCGUAGAAGCGAGACCGAGAAUCAUAAAUGGAACAGCUUCAAACUCAUUUGAGAUUCACCUGGACAAGGUGAGCACCAAUUGGGCAGAGAAGCUUCCUGGUGUAGAUUUUGCCGUCAUCUCCGGUGGCAACUGGUUCUUCAGAGGGAUCCAUUUGUACGAAGAGGGAAAGAUGAUCGGUUGCAUCAACUGCAGGGGGCAAAACCUGACAGAGUUCGACGUCACUGUGACCAUCAGAAGGGCGCUCAGAACAGCCCUGCAGUACAUAAGUUCAUGCAAGGAUUGUGAAGGGCUUGUCGCCUUCUUGAGGACCUUCACAUCGUCACACUUUGAGAAUGGCUCUUGGCUCACCGGAGGAUACUGCAAUAGGACUCGGCCAUUGAAUGAGACUCGGAUACUCCUGGAUGAUGUCGCCUGGGAGAUAAGAAAGAUUCAGUUAGAAGAGAUCGAGAGAGUAAGACAGCAAGAGAGCGGAGGGAAGAUGAGGUUUGGGGUAUUGGAUGUCACCAAAGCUAUGAUGCUGAGGGCUGACGCGCAUCCUGGGGAUCACUGGACCAAGAAAUCGAAGGCGAGUGUCAAUGACUGCUUGCACUGGUGCUUGCCUGGGCCUAUCGAUAUGUGGAGCGAUCUACUGCUUGCGACUCUCGAGAAAAAUUUUCUACCUUCUUAGUCGACUAUUUUGUACAUUUUUUAUCAUUCGUAUUCAGUAAAUUCCAUAACAUUUUGUUGGUUCUUGAAUAAACCAUGCGGAUGUGUU
Musa acuminata AAA Group (dessert banana) is the source of this 1831-nucleotide messenger RNA. Its product is annotated as xyloglucan O-acetyltransferase 3-like. Lineage: Eukaryota; Viridiplantae; Streptophyta; Magnoliopsida; Zingiberales; Musaceae. The record is from RefSeq and is a predicted model, not a curated record. The transcript has 3 exons. The coding region runs from base 443 to 1744 and encodes 433 amino acids. Gene Ontology annotation, molecular function: O-acetyltransferase activity. Gene Ontology annotation, cellular component: Golgi apparatus.